Pyricularia grisea is the source of this 1278-nucleotide messenger RNA. RefSeq lists its product as uncharacterized. Gene Ontology annotation, molecular function: anthranilate phosphoribosyltransferase activity. The coding region runs from base 1 to 1278 and encodes 425 amino acids. The transcript has a single exon. NCBI's taxonomy places the organism in Eukaryota, Fungi, Ascomycota, Sordariomycetes, Magnaporthales, Pyriculariaceae. Gene Ontology annotation, cellular component: cytosol. Gene Ontology annotation, biological process: L-tryptophan biosynthetic process. The record is from RefSeq and is a predicted model, not a curated record.
AUGGUUGCCCCAAACACCAACGGCAAUGGCGCUGAUCUACCCAAGAUCGACAUCAAGCCGCUGCUCUCGCGGCUCUGGCCGGUGCCCAAGGAGGACAUCAACCAGGUGAGCGCGGACGAUAUCGCAGAGGCGAUAUCGUACUUCUUCACCGACCGCGUUUCAGAGGUGCAGGCCGCAUCGCUGCUCAUGUGCCUGCACUUUACGGGAUUCGACCGCCGCGCCGACGUCAUGGCCGCCACGGCCGCCCGCAUGCGCUCCGCCGCCGAGAAGAUCGACCUGACCGAGAUCAACCGCAUCAUCCUCGACCGGAACCUGGGUGAGGGCAACUACCAGGGCGGGCUGGUCGACAUUGUCGGAACCGGAGGCGACGCCCACAACACCUUCAACAUCAGCACCACGUCCAGCAUCAUCGCCAGCUCCCUGCUCAUGCUGGCCAAGCACGGCAACCGCUCUAGCACCUCAAAGUCGGGCUCCGCCGACCUGCUCGCAAACAUGAAGCCCAUGCCGCCAAACAUGGACAACGUCGCCCCGACAACCCUCUCAAAGGUCUACUCCGAGACCAACUACGCCUUCCUCUUCGCCCCAGUAUUCCACACCGGCAUGCGCUACGUCGCCCCGAUACGCAAGCAGCUUCCGUGGAGGACGCUCUUCAACCUCAUCGGCCCCUUGUCCAACCCGAUCGAUUCUGGCGUCGGCAGCCCCGUCCUCGAGGCCCGGGUCCUGGGCGUCGCGCGCUCCGAGCUGGGUUCCGUCUUCCUCGAGGCGCUCAGGAUGGCCGGCGUCGACAAGGCCAUGGUGAUCUGCGGCGUCGAGGAGCUCGACGAGGUCAGCUGCGCGGGCCCGACCAACGUGUGGCGGCUGAGGCGGCGGCGCGACGGAGAGGGCAACGGCGAGGCCGUCAUCUCGGAGCACUUUUACGUGCAACCCUCAGACUUUGGCCUGAGCACCCACCCGCUCGCCAACGUGUCGGGCAACAAGGAGCCCGCCGAGAACGCCGAGAUCCUGACCAAGAUCCUGCGCGGGGAGAUGGCCGACGACGACCCCAUCCUCGAGUUCGUGCUGUUGAACACGGCCACGCUCUUCGUCGCCAGUGGCAUCUGCGAGGCCGACCAGAGCAACAUGGGCCACGGUGACGAUGGGGUAGUCAUCAAGGAGCGUGGGCCCGGAGGGGAGCGUUGGAAGGAGGGCGUGAGGAGGGCGCGCUGGGCACUCAAGAGUGGAGAGGCUUGGAGGCAGUGGCAGGCGUUUGUCAAGGUGACCAACGGUAUAAGCCCUUGA